Messenger RNA from Meleagris gallopavo (turkey), 1607 nucleotides. NCBI's taxonomy places the organism in Eukaryota, Metazoa, Chordata, Aves, Galliformes, Phasianidae. The record is from RefSeq and is a predicted model, not a curated record.
CCCCAUCACGGUGCCCUCAUCCCAACACAUCCCAACGUGGCUCUGUGCUGUCCCCGCAGUACAAGCAGGUGGAGCAGUACAUGUCCUUCCACAAGCUGCCCGGGGACACCCGCCAACGUAUCCACGAGUAUUACGAGCAUCGUUACCAAGGCAAGAUGUUCGACGAGGAGAACAUCCUGGGGGAGCUCAGCGAGCCGCUCAAAGAGGAGAUCAUCAACUUCAACUGCCGCAACCUGGUGGCCAACAUGCCGCUGUUUGCCAAUGCUGACCCCAACUUUGUGACUGCCAUGCUAACCAAGCUGCGCUUCGAGGUCUUCCAGCCUGGGGAUUUCAUCAUCCGUGAGGGCACUGUGGGCAAAAAGAUGUACUUCAUCCAGCACGGGGUGGUCAGCAUCCUCACCAAGGGCAACAAGGAGACCAAGCUGUCCGACGGCUCCUACUUUGGGGAGAUCUGCCUGCUGACGCGGGGCAGGCGGACGGCCAGCGUGCGAGCCGACACGUAUUGCCGCCUCUAUUCCUUGUCUGUGGACAACUUCAACGAGGUGCUGGAGGAAUACCCCAUGAUGCGCAGAGCCUUCGAGACCGUGGCCAUGGACCGCCUGGACCGCAUAGGCAAGAAAAACUCCAUCCUGCUCCGCAAGCGCGCCGAGCACAGCGCGGGGCCCAUCAACACCGAGAUGAUCCAGCAGAUCGUGAAACACGACCAGGACGUGGCUCACAACAUCCAGGAGCUGCAGCAGAUGACGUUGGGCCGGGAACUGAGCGGCAAACCGGUGAUCUGGGAGCCUUUGGUUCACGCACCGCUGCAAACGGCCGCCGCCACCACCAACGUGGCCAUCGCCCUGACUCACCAACACAGCCUGCAGGCCCACAUCUUCCUGCCUCCUUCCUCCAUCUCCAGCCCCCUCUCCCCCGAGGCCACGCUGCUGACCAAACCGGUGCGUCGCUCCCAGCCCAGCCUGGGGGGCUCUCGGCCCUCCUCUGUCAGCUCCCCAUCCGGGGCUCCGUCCCACCUGCAGACGCCCGCCGCCGCCUCUCCGUCCUCUCCCAUGCUGCAGUCCCAGGUGCCCCUGGAAAGCGGCGUCCAGCGGCCGAGCCUCGGGGCUCAGGGUCCCCCACGCGUGGGGCAGAAGGGGGAGAUGGCGGCCAAGCAGCCCCCGGCGGCGGGACCCCAACCCCAGCUCUCCAAGUCCCGCGGCGCUUCCGUCUCCACUUCCCUGCUGCAGCAGGCGGCGGGAGCCCCUUCCCCCAGCUCGGAGCCACCGGCGGGGAGGACUCUCCAUUACAGCCUGUCCAGAGCCACCGGUUCCCACAUCUCGCUCCUGAUGCAGCCUCAGCAGUUGGUGAAGCACCGGAGCAUCCACGGGCUGCCCGUCGGGCGGCUCACGCAGGACGUCCGCCUCCUCUCUGCCUCGCAGCCCUCCCUGCCCAACAAAGUCGCCCAGCAAGCAGACGGCAGCUCCUUGCAGCAGGGCAGGAAAUCCGCGGGGAACCUGGCCCGCAGGUCUUCCCCCUCGGUCUCCGGACUCCUCUCCAAGCCGGGUCCGGGGGUCCCGCACCCGCAGCAGAUGCCUUCGGGAUCCCCGGCGCAGCCGAACCGCCCCGCG